ACUGACGGAAGCAAUUCGGCGGACGUGAGAAACAUCUACGAGCAAUAGAAGUUCGUUUGCAAACAGUUUUUUUUAAAUUUAUUUGGAAGCGGAGGACAACACGGAAAAUGCCCCGCUACGGCCGAAAAAAUUCAAUUCCGGACAGAUGGCUGGACUACAAGGCUGUGGGCAAGCGACUAGGCGGGACUCGUUUUGUGGCUUUCAAGGUUCCUCUCAAGCAGUCUCUAAACCGAGGCCUCGAGCCCGCUCAGGUCUUCGGACCGUGGGAGCUGUUGGACGCCAUGCAGGAAGACCAACAAGAACUGGGACUUGUUAUUGACCUGACCUUCACCACGCGCUACUAUGGGCCCCAGGACCUUCCAACUUCACUGCGCUGCGUCAAGAUCCCCACGGAGGGUCACGUGGUCCCCGCCGACGGUCCCGUUCUGGCCUUUAAGCAAGCCGUCCGCCAAUUCCUUCGAGAUAACGUACACAACGACAAGCUGAUCGGCGUCCACUGCACGCACGGACUCAACCGUACUGGCUACAUGAUUUGCAGGUAUCUCAUAGACGUGGACGAGAUGGAUCCCGCCAAGGCCAUAAAACUGUUUAACUCGAGUCGCGGUCACAACAUGGAGAGAAGCAACUACAUCGAUGACCUUCGCACUGGCCCACGGAGAAGCAAUGAGGGCAUAGACAAUCGUCCGCCAACGUCGGCGCCAGGACAAGCCGUCAAUCGGACACCGGCUGCCGGUCGUGCGGCUGCCGGUAGUGCGCCUUCAGGCGGACGUUGGGGCGGCGGCAGCCACACUUGCAGAUUUUUCUCACCAAGAGCUACAAGACAACAACCGCUUGAGUCGCCCCAAAAUGACAGCCCCCGAUUUUUCCCAAAAGGAGGCAAUAGCCGACCCCCAUAUGAAUGUUCCCAAUAUGAGCGGCCCCAACAUGAAAGCGCCCAACAUUACCGGCCCCCAAGAAGCAGCCUGCUUCCGUUCCCGCCUGCACAUCCUGCCUCCAUCCCCUCCAGAAGGGCAUUUCCCCAUGCUGCCAACUGGCAGGGUGGGCCCACGUACCUUCAGGGCCAUGCACAGCCAACGUGCGUUUGGGGCCGCCCACCGCCCACUGCCCUCCCACGUUACUGUCCCCAGUGGGCCAAUCAGCAGAGCACUGAGGAUGAAGGGUGGGGCUAAAACUGAAUGGGAACAUUUUCGGUCUUGAUUUUUGGACCGUAAGAAGCGUCUUAACUCCUGACCUCCGCCAAGGCUAAUGACCUAGCCAUUAGCCUGCUGGCUAACUCUUUCAAUUUUCUUAAGUUUGAUCGAGCUCUGAAAUUUGUCUUGGAGUUUUGGUUUCUGUAUGAAAUAGUCUGUGCCUUGAUCAGGAUGGAUUUGAACUGCUCGUGAUGCAGCCAUGCUUAGAGCAAGCAUUCGCUGCAGGAAGAUAACACCCCGCUGCAAUAUGAUUGGCUGCCUCAUCCAGGUAGGACACACCCUGCUGCUUCUGCUUCAAUGUGGUGGCCAGCGUUGUUCAGAAGCCCACUAACAAGUUUUGAAUUUUAAAUACAUGCCUUAAACUUACAUGAUCCUAUAAUGAUCUUGUAUUUUUCAUGAUCAUCCAUUUUUUUUAGUUUUGUUUUUUUAAACCAAUUAGAUUUUAAAGUAUUU
Messenger RNA from Hippocampus comes (tiger tail seahorse), 1643 nucleotides. It is a transcript of the gene dusp11, whose product is annotated as dual specificity phosphatase 11 (RNA/RNP complex 1-interacting). Gene Ontology annotation, biological process: dephosphorylation. Gene Ontology annotation, molecular function: polynucleotide 5'-phosphatase activity. The record is from RefSeq and is a predicted model, not a curated record. Bases 108 to 1169 code for a protein of 353 amino acids. The transcript is spliced from 11 exons. Lineage: Eukaryota; Metazoa; Chordata; Actinopteri; Syngnathiformes; Syngnathidae.